Gastrolobium bilobum is the source of this 1293-nucleotide messenger RNA. RefSeq names its product stem-specific protein TSJT1-like. Lineage: Eukaryota; Viridiplantae; Streptophyta; Magnoliopsida; Fabales; Fabaceae. The coding region runs from base 1 to 954 and encodes 317 amino acids. The record is from RefSeq and is a predicted model, not a curated record. The transcript has 5 exons.
AUGAACGACUCAUUCACCUAUCACUCUCCGUUUUCGAAGGCUAUCACCAAAUCUCAUUCUCUCUUUUUGCAGCUAAUUGGUCUAUUGAUAUUGUUUCAUUUCUUUGAAAAAGUCUAUACACUCCUUUUAGAAGGCAAAAGAAGAAAAGUGGUGGUGACAUUGGAAGAAGAAAACUCUAUUCCAGAAGCAGAGGCAAAGAUGUUGGGAAUUUUCAAGAACAAUUUGGUCAAUCCACCUGAAGAGCUCAAUAGUCCAGCUUCUUUGAAUUCAUCCACAAAAUCUAAGCUUCCUAAUGAAAUCCUUCAAGGAUUUAUAUCCCACAAUCCCUCCAAUGCUUUCUCCAUGAGCUUUGGAAAUGAUGCUUUACUAGCUUAUUCCCCUUCAAUCAAGGAUCACAGGUUGUUUUGUGGUUUGGAUAACAUGUAUUGUGCUUUCCUGGGUAGCCUCAACAACCUAAACAAUCUCAUCAAGCAGUAUCGUCUAUCAAAGGGAACCAAUGAGGCCAUGUUUAUCAUUGAAGCCUACAGAACACUUCGUGAUAGGGGUCCAUACCCAGCUGAUCAGGUCCUCAAAGAACUUGAUGGCAGUUUUGGAUUUGUGAUCUAUGACAACAAGAAUGGAACAGUUUUUAUUGCAUCGGGUUCUAAUGGACAGAUUGGACUUUUCUGGGGUAUUGCUACUGAUGGUUCUGUAGUUAUUUCUGAGAACUUGGAGCUUAUUAAAGCAAGCUGUGCUAAAUCAUUUGCACCAUUCCCCCCCGGGUGCAUGUUCCAUAGUGGGCAUGGUUUGAUGAGCUAUGAGCAUCCUACAAGGAAGAUGAAACCUAUGCCUAGGAUUGAUAGCGAGGGUGUUAUGUGUGGAGCCAACUUCCAUGUUGACUCCCAAUCAAGGAAGUCAACGAUGCCACGCGUUGGAAGUGAAGCAAAUUGGGCUACUUGGGGCUCACAAGCCUGAUUCAUUCAACCAUGAUCAAAGUGGUGACCCAAAAAAAACAAUGAUCUAAGCAACUUUUUCUUUUCUUUUUUUAUGCCAAAAGUAACGUAAUAUAAUGGGGGUUACUUCUCCUUUUCCUUUUCUUUUUCCUUUUUUUGGAGUUAACUCAAUCCUAAUAGGCGAGUUGGUUUCCCAGUAUCCCCAUAAGCUUCAACUCAACUCACUAUGAGACUAAUUCAGAGUGCGAAGCGAGUCAGCGAUGGGAUUAUUUAGCUAUAUCUGGAUUUAUUUAUUUUUCUUAUAACUUGUUUGUCUCCACCUAAUUGGGACAGGGCUUUGUUAUUGUUUGGUUCCACUGUU